CAUAGUAAGAAACAACCAACAAAGUGAAUGAAGGUAGAGUAAGAGAGAAAGAAAGACUAGAAAAAGUGAAAGAAUAAUGUUGGAUUUAAUUGAAAUUGUACUCUAAUUUCUGAUUGUGUUUCUCCGGUAGUAACUGGCUUAACAUUUGACCUUUAAUAUCAUCCAUUUAGGAUGAUUAGUGCUAACAGAAAUGAUGGUAAUUCAUUAGGUAAACGAGCUAGUAAAAUGGGUUUGCUUUUCCCAAAUGAGGAGAAGGAGGAUGGCAAAAAGAAGUUCAAAAAAGAUAUAUCUGCAAUAAUGGGAGAUGUCUCAUCUCUUAAUAAAAAUCGUAUCUAUAAUUAUGGUUACGUUAAAAAACCAGCCGAGUUGUUCCGCAAGGAUCUCAUAUCAGCUAUGAAAAUGGCUGAUGGGGAACAACUUUCACGUGAAGAUUAUAUCCUAAUAACUGACUCUUGGAAAGAGGAAUGGGAAAAAGGAGUGCAAGUACCUGUGAACCCUGAAUCCCUUCCAGAACCUAGUUAUAGAUGUCUCAAAACUGAAGAUGACUCAUCUCCUCAAGACACAAAUAAAGUUAAACCCGUCAAAAAAAUAAAUGAGUCUACCGAAACGGAUCUAGAGGUUUAUGGUCAAUAUGAACUAGACCUAUUAGACUUAGCUUGGUUACAAACGCUCCAAGAAUCUGAUGAAUCAAUCAGGCUACCAGAGAAAUUUGUCGAAGAUCUCAUUAAUGAACUUGAACACCAAUGUGCUCGCAAUAUGAAGGCCAAACAAGUUGGGAUUGAAUAUGACGAUCACGUUUUAUGUGAUGUUUGUAGAAGUCCCGACGCUGAAGAUGGAAAUGAAAUGGUUUUUUGUGACUCAUGUAAUAUCUGUGUCCACCAAGCUUGCUAUGGUAUCACUCAUAUUCCCGACGGUGAAUGGUUAUGUCGACCUUGCAAAGAAUUAGGUUAUAAAAAAGAUUUACCUUGUGUGUUGUGUCCCAAUACUGGGGGUGCGUUGAAACCCACCUCGCAACCCGGUGAAUGGGCCCAUGUUGCUUGUGCUCUUUGGAUACCAGAGGUAAAUAUUGGAUGUGUAAAAUCGAUGGAACCAAUCACUAAAAUUAAACAAAUAUCUCAAACAAGAUUAAAUCUUGUGUGUUCUAUAUGUAAAAUAAAGAAGGGUGCUCCUAUCCAAUGUUCGAUCAACUCAUGUAAAAUAGCUUACCACGUAACAUGUGCAUUCAAUGCCAAACUUAAAAUGAAUGUAAUGGCUGUUGAUGAUAGAAAAGGUGUUAAAUUGAGAUCCUACUGCUCCAAACAUUCUAACAAAAAUGGAUCUAAAGAUAAUGAAAAUGCUGACAGCUCAAGUGAAGCUCUAAAAGACGAAAAAUCAGAAUCAGAUAUUAUUCUGAAUGAGAGUGAGAGUGAUGACCCAUGCAACGAAUUUUGGAAAUAUAUUGACAUCACACAAAUCAAUCACGAGUUUUUGCCUAUGCUAAUGUCUGAAUUUCCACAAGCUUCUAAAGAUGUUUUGGGCCUAUAUAUUGAUCUUGUUUUGCAAUAUUGGAAGAUGAAAAGAGUCUCUAAUUAUGGAUCACCUCUCAUUAGAAUGAUAAAUGCAACUUCUCUGGAGAGGUUGAAGCUUCAACAGCAUGCUGGUAUUCUGAGAUUCCGAGUAGACCUGGAACGUAUUCGUAAUUUAAGUUAUAUGUUGUGUCGCCGCGAGAAGAUAAAAUGUAACUGGGUCAAAACUCAUCAAUCAGCAAUCGAACAAGCUAUUGCUUUUGCUACAGGUUCUCCUCUUCCAAACUCAGAUGAGCAAUCUGGGGCAACAAGCACUUCACCUAGUUUCAAGACAAACUCAACACCUGAAGAGAGAUUGAAACUCGCUAAGGAAAUUAUUAACACAAGUGUAAUAUACGAUGACUGGGAUACUAGAGACAAGAAUAAACCUAAAGUGUUGAUUAAACAGUUAAAAAAUAUGAUGAGAAACGAUAGUAUUGAAAAGCUAAGAAGACAUAGGCCAAAUCCAUAUUUGAAAUUUUAUCCUCAAAGACGAAGUGAGAGCAGUGAUAAUGGUAAAACGCCACAGUCUCCUCAACAACAGCUCCAUCAAAAAGCUAAAAAUGGUAAAGGUUUUUUCAAUGGAUCUCACACUAAAAAUCAUGUUGGACAAACAAAUGUCAACGGGUCACCAAUCUCAGCUUCCUUGCCACUUCGUAAUAAGAGUGUACCAGCGAACCAGACUUCCCCCAAAUCAGAAUCGAUUGGAAACACUCUAAGAGAGAAAAGUAUAACCAAAAGUGAUAAGAAUAAUCAAAUAAGCUUGAAUUCAAAACCAAGCCCGGAAUCCAUCAAAGAAGAUAAAAUUGUAAAUAAUUCUGUUAUAACUAGAGCUUCGGCUCUUAUUGGAUAUAGAAUACCCAAAAAGAAAAAUCGUGAUAAUCACAAAGAUGAUGAUAGAAUUUGUCUCGAUGAAACAAAUUAUGCGAUAAGCCCUUUGAAAAAUUAUCAAAACGAUCAAAGGGUAACUAAUUCUAAUAAUCACCACUUUUUAAGGAGACCGACAAUGGAGGAUAACUACAAAGGAAACGAAAGAUUUCUCGAAAGGAGAAGAUCUUUUAAUCAACGCCGCUUUUAAUACAAAUAAUUUAAUAAUUUAAAUUAUAUGCCAACACCCGGACAGUCAAAUUUAAUUUAAAUAGUUGAUGUCAAUUGUUUUGUACAGAAAACAAAUCUAUCUAUUAUAGAAAAUAUUGCAGCUCCUGUACUUUAUUCUGGGAACAUUUUUCAUUUGCAUAGCAAAAGUUAUGCAAUUUAAUGUCUUUAAUAUAAUCUUUUUUUGAUUCAUAGGAAGUCUGCUAUGAAAAAAUAUCAAUUAUUUGUACGCUUUGAAGUGUCUACACAAUGAGAUCUGAUUCUGAUUUCAGUUGAACUGAGAUUAAUGUUGAAACAAUUUUCAAAUUAUCCUUUGAACUCGCUCUUUAACAUGUAAAUUGUGUACAUUUCUUCAUAUAUUUCUAUCGUCACCUCAUCAUCAUCACCAUUUUUCUCAAUUAAUUAAUUGUUUUCUUCAUUCAACCCAUUUAUCAUACUCAUUUACCAAUUAUAAACUUAAAAGUUAUUUUGUUGAA
Tetranychus urticae (two-spotted spider mite) is the source of this 3115-nucleotide messenger RNA. RefSeq names its product protein Jade-1. The record is from RefSeq and is a predicted model, not a curated record. Lineage: Eukaryota; Metazoa; Arthropoda; Arachnida; Trombidiformes; Tetranychidae. Gene Ontology annotation, biological process: regulation of transcription by RNA polymerase II.